AAAUCGUCAAACUUGGAAAAAAGAUUCGGAGAAAGAAAAGUUGAAAGUCCCGCCCAAAAAUUUGGGGACGACGAUGGCUGAUCAGGAGAAAUUGGACCAAAUCUGCGAUGAAUCUUCGGCGGAGGUAUCAGGCACCGAGAAAUCAACGGCGGCGGAGUCUUCAGCUACUCCGGUAACAACGAUCCACACGCCUUGUGUUCUGAAUCGGGCUCCGUCGACACCGCCAAGAAGCACGAUCGACGCUGCUGGGAGUUCGAAUCCGGCGACGGAGCUACCGGAUGAAGUGAAGAAAGAACGCAUCGAUCAAUUCCGACGCUUGGUUCAUGGAAUGUCUCUGCAAGAAGUCGUCACUUUUCUCCAACGCUUCAAUUGGGAUUUAUCCGCAGCCUUAAACCAUCACUUCGAACACCGAGAGCCGCAGUUGUAUACGUCGUCACACGACUAUGAUGGUGAUGACGAUAACGAUGAAGGUUAUGAUGAUCAUGAUCUUGCCGCGAUGAUUAAAAAGUCGUGUGUGGAGCGGAUUUCAGAGGCUUUUAUUCCGAUUGGGUUCUCAGAAGAUGUCGAGAUGAUGGACCAUACACUUCCGCCACUUACUUCUGUUGGAAACUCUCAAAUCGGGAGCUCUCCUUCUUCUUCUGGUUUGAUGAACGUUGAUGUGCCUGGGAUGGGAGAUUUACAUGAUUUACCUAUAAUGUCUUCAUCUCAAGUUCAGAUUCAGGGAAGUAGCAGUUCUGCUCAAAUCAGGAAAGACCAGCUUCCGCCAUAUAAGAUUGAUACAAUCUGCAAAGAAACUGGGGUGUGUCGAUAUGAAGCACUCUAUUACCUCCAAGGAUUUGAUUGGGACUUGGCUUCGGCCUUGGAGGCUUGCCGAAACAGUACCUUGCCUCCCCUCAACGCUGAAUCUUUGCCAAAGGUUUCUGUGAAUGAGGGAUCCGUGGUGCCAACAUCGAGGCCAAUGGUGACGAAUUUACGUCGGAGGAUUAUGAAUGAUUUGCGGAUUCAGCCAGAGCAACUACCGCCUAAGUCAGAUGAACUGUCGUCUGAAUUGAGGGCUGAGAACAUCAAGUCAUUCUGCGAUGUGACUAAUGCGCCUCCAGAAGUCGCAGAGGUUUACCUCGGUCAAUGCAAAUGGAGAGUACAGGAUGCCAUCAACUCUUUCAUGGACGAGUGCUUUGGAAAUUCGAAUACGCAGCGUAUCUCGAUGGGGCAGUCAAGUUCAAAAUCACAGUUUCAGGCUUCCAAGAGCUCUUCUUCUAGUUUCAUGAACGUUGAUCCAACCGAGACAGAAGGGUCAAUACUCAAAAAAGCUAGUGAUGAAGGUGUCCCCGUAGCUAUUCCUCCAUUGGCAUCGUCUCAAGUGGAUGUAAAAUUGAAGGGUAAGGCUGUCGAGGAAGAUUCAAGAACGGAUACUAUUACAAUAAAUUUCACAUUUCACGAUGGGACAGAAGCAAAUCUUCCUUUUAGAUUAGACCAAACCGUCAGAGACAUCCACAGUGCCAUUGAAGCGCGAAGACCAUAUGACAGGAGCGACUUCUUUCUCAUGUCUAAAAGUUCAGACGACUGCAAGGGUGCUAAUAUGGAUACACCGGUCGCAAAAUUUUGUAAAGGUUCUACAAGUUUCAUGCAGGUCUAUUAUGAAUAGCUUUGGUUUUAUACAGUUAUGAUUGGUCGAUCAAACAGAGAGAUACGGAGGGAGAGAGAGGAAUGUAUAUGAAUUUAGAGAUGAUUCUUGUCUUGUAUAGCAAGGAAAAAAAAGUAGAACAGAGGAGCUUCAUACUUGCUUUUUGAAAUAGGAAUGGAUAAGGAGAGAGUUCUUAUAGCUUUGAUUAUGUACAGUUGUUACUGCGAUAUAUGAAACUGAAACAACUGUUGUUCCUUUUUUUAUCA
This is a messenger RNA of Capsella rubella, 1890 nucleotides long. RefSeq lists its product as uncharacterized. Bases 74 to 1645 code for a protein of 523 amino acids. Gene Ontology annotation, molecular function: protein binding. The transcript is spliced from 5 exons. The record is from RefSeq and is a predicted model, not a curated record. Lineage: Eukaryota; Viridiplantae; Streptophyta; Magnoliopsida; Brassicales; Brassicaceae.